UUCUUCUGCUUUCUAUAAAUUGCCAACCUCCCUGAUGAUCACCAAUCAAUCAAGAAAAAUCAGCAAUUCACAACGACAAUUCUCAGCGUUCAACCAAUCAUAUCAACAACAUCACAAUCCCCCUUUUAGAUAUAUAUAAAAAAAGAGAGAAGCUAGCCAAGCAAAGGAGAGCGUAUAUCAUGGCAAUGAUUCCAAGCUUCUUCAACAACCGACGAGGCAGCAGCAUCAUCUUCGACCCAUUCUCUUCUUUCGAGGCUUGGGAUCCAUUUAAGGACUUCCCUUUCCCCUCAUCUUCCCUCAUCCCUCGUGAAAACUCAGGUUUUGUUAGCACUCGCAUUGACUGGAAAGAGACCCCAGAAGCCCAUGUCUUUAAAGCUGAUCUUCCGGGCCUAAAGAAGGAGGAAGUGAAAGUCGAGAUCGAAGAUGACAGGGUGCUUCAGAUCAGUGGAGAGAGGAAUAUGGAGAUGGAAGACAAGAAUGAUACCUGGCAUCGUAUUGAACGUAGUAAUGGUAAGUUCUUGAGAAGGUUCAGGCUGCCUGAGAAUGCCAAGAUGGAUCAAGUCAAGGCUUCUAUGGAAAAUGGGCUUCUUACUGUCACUGUGCCUAAGGAGGAAGUCAAGAAACGUGAUGCCAAGGCUAUUGAAAUCUCCGGUUGAAUGUGAUGCCUGUUUUCUUUGGUUAGCAUCUAUCUACCUUUUCAGUCAGGAAUUGUGUGUCUUCUCAUGUUAAUGAUAGCUGAAAAUCCUGGUGUCGUCCUUGUUUAUAUCCUAUUUGCAUACAAGUGUUUGUCUGUUUGAUGCAUGCUUGACAAGUUUUUAAUGGUAAAUAGUGUGUAAUUUGGCUAA
Messenger RNA from Populus nigra (black poplar), 845 nucleotides. RefSeq names its product 18.1 kDa class I heat shock protein-like. Bases 180 to 656 code for a protein of 158 amino acids. Gene Ontology annotation, biological process: protein complex oligomerization; response to heat; response to hydrogen peroxide. Lineage: Eukaryota; Viridiplantae; Streptophyta; Magnoliopsida; Malpighiales; Salicaceae. The record is from RefSeq and is a predicted model, not a curated record. The transcript has a single exon.